Molecule: messenger RNA, 2532 nt
Organism: Clavispora lusitaniae ATCC 42720
Lineage: Eukaryota; Fungi; Ascomycota; Pichiomycetes; Serinales; Metschnikowiaceae
Gene: OSH3
Product: oxysterol-binding protein related protein
Biological process (GO): endocytosis; piecemeal microautophagy of the nucleus; ER to Golgi ceramide transport
Cellular component (GO): intracellular membrane-bounded organelle; cytosol; membrane
Molecular function (GO): sterol binding
Source: RefSeq, a predicted model, not a curated record
AUGGAAACCCUAGAAAUUCACUCGAAGGAUUUCUUGGUCAAAUGGGUCCAUGCUCCGGACAAUUGUUCAAUUGUCUGGGAGCUUAAACCUUUGAAAAAGUCUAUUAAUUUCGGCAUUUACAAAAAGAGUGAUUUCAGCACCUCCACGGAUCUGUUGGCAGGAGAACUGCUGGAUAGAAAUAAUGCUCCAGAGAGGCCUAUGGCCCCAUUUUCUGAUUCCUCAGACACAAUGGAUUCUAUUGCAAUGAACCGCAUGAGGUCGCAGUCGGUUGCUUCUGUCAACCAAAUUACAGAACUGAGCACUUAUAAAACAAAAUCAAGGUCGUCGACAUUUUCUUCUAAUUUGAACAGCUCGAACUUGGUGCCAAUUAAAAAAUACAACAAGCUCAUACCUGGCGAAUUGUUGAAAGGUACUUUCGAGAUAACGAAAGGUGGCAUGUUUGCAUUUAUUUUUGACAAUUCUUUCUCAAAAACCACCAGCAAAAAAGUUCUCUUUAGCUCUACAAUCGUGCCUAAUGCAGACUCUAGCUCUAUGUCAAAAGCCAGCUCGUUCAUCAAUAAUGGCACUCCUUUGCCAUCUCCAAGUUUCGGGCCACGUUCGAAAGACCUUUCGAACAAUAUAAUGACAACUAAAAAUGGCGAGGUCUUGCAAAGUGUUCUUUUAAAAAAAAGGAGAAAAAAGCUCCAGGGAUUUACGAAAAGACUAUUUGUUCUCAAUUUCAAGUACGGCACGUUGUCAUACUUCAAAAACAAUGACAAAAAUUUGAGAGGCCAAAUGCCAAUCAAAUCGUCGAUUGUCAGCGCAAAUUCUAAAACAAGGGAGUUUUUUAUUGACUCUGGAAUGGAAGUUUGGGACCUCAAGGCUCUAAACAAAGAUGAUUUUGAUGCCUGGGUAGAUGCAUUCAAUAUCGUCAAGAAAAAUGAAUCAACUCCUCAAGAAUCAGCAGCCAAAGGACAUAAUGACGACUAUAAGAGCAUUCUUGUGGAUACAGAGAGGAGGUUGGCGUCGUUGUUGUCUGGUGACUAUGAUAAGAGCGAGUUAGAGAAGCAUAUACUGGCAAUUUGCAGUCAAGUGCAAGAGUUUCUCGAAAGAAACAGUGGACUUGACCUUUCUCCUUCAGUUUCUACUGCUGAGUUUUUCGAUGCUAGAGAUGAAAUUGAUGAGUCUGUGGUAAUUAUGGAUUCUUUCCCAACUGAGAAGAAGUGGGAUGAUGAACUGGAAGAGCAUGAAUCAUCUGACUCUGAUUCAAAUUCAGAAGACGAGUUACCGGUCCCUUCUGCCUCCCUCCAUGAUGCAGCAUCUGAACAAAACCCCAGCACGACCGACGACGCAGACCUUUCGUUGUGUCCUUUACCUCUUGAGCCGGUGAAAAGAAUUGCAGAUGUUCCAGUAUUCGAACAUGAUCCUCCUAGCCUUCUCUCUUUUGUCCGCAAGAACGUUGGUAAAGAUAUGUCUUCCUUGUCGAUGCCCGUGGAUAUGAACGAACCUGUUUCGAUCUUGCAAAAGUACGCUGAAAUUUUGGAGUACUGUGACAUGAUAGAUAAUGCAUUGCAAGGCAAUUACCUGGAAGCCUCAGGGGAGAAGAUUCUUCGAAUUGCUGCCUUCGCAGUCACAUACCUCUCGAGUAUGAGGAAGAAAGUACGGAGUUUGAGGAAACCAUUUAACCCUUUGCUAGGAGAAACAUUCGAGCUUGUUAGAGAAGAUAAAGGUUUCCGCCUCGUUAGCGAAAAAGUAUCUCACAGACCUGCAGUUUUUGCCAUGAAUGCUGAGUCCCAAACGUGGACAUUGUCUUUUAGUCCAGCGCCGACUCAGAAGUUUUGGGGUAAAACCUCGGAGUUUUACACUAGUGGCACAGUGAGGUUGAGUAUAAAGUCGACCGGUGAAGUCUUCACCUGGAACCAUCCUACAUGUGUACUCAAAAACAUCAUCGCAGGAGAGAAGUAUACAGAGCCUUCAUCGUCCAUAAGCGUCAAAUCCAGUUCUGGUCAAAGAGCCGUUGUUGAGUUUGCGAAAGGAGGAAUGUUUACUGGCCGCUCAGAGGAUUUAACGAUCAAGGCUUAUGAUUCUCAAAAAAGGAGCCUUCCCUCAACUGUGGUUGGUACGUGGACGGAAUCGAUGACCUUAAAAUCAGGAACCAUCGAGAAAACAAUAUGGACAGCUGGUGCUAUGUUACCUAAUUGGGAGAAAAAGUUCGGUUUUACAGAGUUUGUGGGCACCUUAAACAAAAUUACCAAAAUAGAAGACGGGUUCUUACCUCCAUCAGAUUCUCGGUUGAGACCAGAUAUGCAAGCAUACGAAAAAUGUGACAUUCUGAGUGCUGAAAAACUCAAGCAUCAAUUGGAAGAAGGUCAAAGAGCACGUCGGAAGAAACUCGAACAGCUGGGAGGCUCGCAUGUUCCGUUAUACUUUGUCCAUGAAGGAGGAGAUCCUUCUAAGCCCGAAACUGGGGAAUGGGUGUACAAGAAAGGUCCUGAAAGCUACUGGAAUAGGAGGAAGGCACAAAAAUGGCCAGAAACGGCAAAAUUAUGGUGA